CCUAGAUGGUCACCAUGGGGCAAUGCUACUACAAUGAGACCAUCGGCUUCUUCUACAACAAUAGCGGCAAGGAGCUCAGCUCCCACUGGCGGCCCAAGGAUGUGGUUGUGGUGGCUCUGGGGCUGACAGUAAGCGUAUUAGUGCUGCUUACCAACCUGCUAGUCAUCGCAGCCAUUGCCUCCAACCGUCGCUUCCACCAGCCUAUUUACUACCUGCUUGGCAACCUGGCGGCCGCUGACCUCUUUGCUGGUGUGGCCUACCUCUUCCUCAUGUUCCACACUGGCCCACGCACGGCCCACCUUUCACUCAAGGGCUGGUUCCUAAGGCAGGGCCUACUGGACACGAGCCUCACGGCAUCGGUGGCAACACUACUGGCCAUCGCUGUGGAGCGGCACCGCAGUGUGAUGGCCGUGCAGCUGCACAGCCGCCUGCCCCGUGGCCGCAUCGUCAUGCUCAUUGUGGGCGUGUGGGUGGCUGCGCUGGGCCUGGGGCUGCUUCCCGCCCAUUCCUGGCACUGCCUCUGUGCCCUGGACCGCUGCUCACGCAUGGCACCUCUGCUCAGCCGUUCCUACCUGGCUGUCUGGGCCCUGUCCAGCCUCCUUGUCUUCCUGCUCAUGGUGGCUGUCUACACCCGCAUAUUCUUCUACGUGAGGCGGCGGGUGCAGCGCAUGGCAGAGCAUGUCAGCUGCCACCCCCGCUACCGUGAAACUACACUCAGCCUGGUCAAGACCGUCGUCAUCAUCUUGGGGGCAUUUGUGGUCUGCUGGACACCAGGCCAGGUGGUGCUGCUCCUGGAUGGUCUGGGCUGCAAGUCAUGCAACGUCCUGGCUGUGGAGAAGUACUUCCUACUCUUGGCUGAAGCCAACUCACUGGUCAACGCUGUGGUCUACUCAUGCCGCGAUGCUGAGAUGCGCCGCACCUUCCGCCGACUCCUCUGCUGUCUGUGUUUCCGCCAGUCCAGCCAUGAUUCCGACCGCUAUCCAUCCUCUGCCCAGACAGGUACCAGCACGCGCAUCAUGCUUCCCGAGAAUGGCCACCCCCUGAUGGACUCCACCCUUUAGCUGCCCUGGCUUCAGCAGGAUGCAACAAGUGCCAGAUCUGCAGCCCCUGUGGACUCAGGCAGCUAUGGGACUCAUCUGGCUCAAUCCUGCCUGUGGGACAGACU
Messenger RNA from Orycteropus afer afer, 1165 nucleotides. RefSeq names its product lysophosphatidic acid receptor 2 (gene LPAR2). The record is from RefSeq and is a predicted model, not a curated record. Gene Ontology annotation, biological process: G protein-coupled receptor signaling pathway. Gene Ontology annotation, molecular function: lysophosphatidic acid receptor activity. Gene Ontology annotation, cellular component: membrane. NCBI's taxonomy places the organism in Eukaryota, Metazoa, Chordata, Mammalia, Tubulidentata, Orycteropodidae.